Messenger RNA from Monopterus albus (swamp eel), 2725 nucleotides. RefSeq lists its product as uncharacterized. The transcript has 15 exons. The record is from RefSeq and is a predicted model, not a curated record. NCBI's taxonomy places the organism in Eukaryota, Metazoa, Chordata, Actinopteri, Synbranchiformes, Synbranchidae. Gene Ontology annotation, molecular function: guanyl-nucleotide exchange factor activity; protein binding. The coding region runs from base 80 to 2332 and encodes 750 amino acids.
UGAGAACCUUCUCCCUUGUAUGUGGCAGCUUUUUUUCUCCAUAAUGUUUCUGUAAUUUUUCACAAUUGCAGCUGCUGAGAUGGAUUUAAAAUCAGAAGCCACCGACACUGUGCUGGAACAGGAGCGGAUCCUCAACAUAAGGAGUUACUCACAGCAUGGAAUGGAUAAAGAGCAUUGCACCUCAAGUCCUUUUAAAACCACACAAAUCAAAACUACACAUGCAGGUUCAAACUGUGAGGAGUCCUUCCAUGCCUUGGACAACAACCAGGGACAAUACACUGAUGACCUGCAGGUGUCAUUGCCAGGGUUUAACUACCAGGAACCCAGGAGCAAUAGGCAUCAUGGCUCAGAUGAGGCUGUACCUGAAAGUACUUCAGAUCGAAACAGGAAGCUUUUGUUGGGACCAUCCAACCAAUUACAAGUUCCCUCUCAACAUGACCACUCCCAUUCCAUAAUGGCGGAAUCACCUGAUGACCAACAAAAGUUCAUGAAUGUGAUAUUCCAUGGCCAGCGUGGACGCAUAGAGGACCAGCGCUGUUCUUUGGAUCCUAAUAAUGAAAUGUUCUUCAGUCUUUUGGCCGACACUCAGAGUGAUCGUCUUGACGACCAGCGGGUGUUUCUUCCCUCAUUACCAGGAUUAGAGAAUGUAAAUGCCACAUCUGUUGCAGGAGGAGAUUCUAGCCACUUGUGUUACAUGGUCUCUAAAGUCCAGGAUACCAGACUGGAGGACCAAAGGUGUGCACUACCUCAAAUCCCAACCCUGGAGACCCAGUGUUCAACACAAAAGGAUAAGGCUGCAUCUGGAUUGGUCCCUCCAAGCUCAGCCUCCUUCAGCCCCAUCCCAUACACAGAGGAAUCAAAAACUGAAGAUACAGCAUAUCAAAAGGAGGUCUUGACUGCAGAUGAAGAUGUUGAUUUUUCUACUCAUUGCCAGCAUGAGCAAUUGGAUCAACAGCGAUGUGUCUUACAUGUUAGUCCCCAGUCCACACCUAAGCACAGACCCAGUCAGACCACCACACCCAAAGAUUCUGAAAAGUUCUUCAACCUGCUGGCUGACUUUCAGGGCCAACGGCUUGAUGACCAACGGGUUUUUCUUCCUUCUUUGCCAGGAAUACAGAAUGGAGGUACCACAUCAGCAUCAACUGCUGCAGAGAUGGAUGCCAGCUACUUAUGUUACAUGGUCUCUAAAGUCCAGGGCUCAAGGAUAGAUGAACAGAGAUGUUCUGCACCCCAUAUCUUCCAGAGUCUAGGUACCCCUUCAGCUCAGUGUAAAGACAGAUCUAAUAAACUUCCUUGGAGGUCUGCCUCCCUAAACCGUGUCAAAACCGACCGACAUUGGCAGGUAGCUCCAGCAGAACAGGAGCUGUUCCUCAAAAUGAUAAGUCAUGCACAAAGAGGACGCAUGGAAGAGCAACGUUGCUUCUUACAACCAAGCAGAAGUACACCUGCCACACCCACACACAAUGGAAGCACUGUACUCCCAGGUGCAGAAGCCGAUGCAUUCUUCAAAAUGAUUGCCUCCAGUCAGGCACGACGGCUAGACGAUCAGCGUGUCUCACUUCCUAACCUGCCAGGGAUAAGUGGGGAUUCUGAAGCAAAAGAACAUGACAGAAAUAUAAACGCUGAAAUCCCAGCCUCCUCACCACACAUCUCUGUGGCUGAAGAUGCACCAACAACACCACAGGACUGUUCCAGACCUACCUCUCAGCCUCAAAUGGCUUAUGCAGAAUCUGCAUCCCCCAGAGUGCUACCCAAAUCUGCUUCAUUUACUCCUGAGACAGAGCAUCAGAAGAAGCUUCAUUCCCUUGUUCAGGUGACAGUGAAUGUGUCUAUGAGUUUCAUACCACAGCAGGCACAGGAGACUGUUGUUCAACCAUGUACCUUUCCAGAGCUUUCACUUACUCUGGGAGCCCCUGGAGACAGCUUUGUGGUUCCUCUGAGUCCAGUGCCUGGAAGACCCCUCUCCGUCAACUUAUAUCUUGUCCCAGGAGAAGAUAUUAAGUCCAGGCAGUGCUCUCCAAGCCGUGGAAAUCCUAGGAAAGCCCCCUCCAGAAUGUCAUCGCCCAAAACAGGCACAACCAGUAAAACACAUUUUGUAACUUUGUGCCCACAGGAAGAGGGGAGACUUGUGACUGGUCCUAACAGUCCAGACAAAGACUGCUUCUCUCUGAUGGAUAAGAAUCAUACAGCCCAGGUGCAGAAUGAUAUGGCUCAAGGAGGGCAGAACAAGGAAAGGGCCUUGUGGAAAGGUGAGGGAAAAGGCAGAGCAAGGAAAAGAGAGGAAAAAGAAAAGAAAAAGAAAGACAGGAAGAAUGGUGGCAAUAAACAAUAGUCACUAUGCCGCACGGUAAAUUAUGUACUGAUGAAAACUAUAGAGAUGAAAUGAGAGGUGUCACUUAUUGGCUUAGAAAAUCAUCAGUUGAACAAUGUUUAUAAAAUUGUAUUUAUAGUUUUGCUGGAAUAAAGCUCAAAUGUAUUCUGUUUCCAUUUUCAGCAGUGGGUAGGGUAUUAGUCGAACUGUCUAUCUAUUUUCUUUGCUAAUUAAACGCUCCAUAUAUAGAUGCAUUAUACACCUGUGGUAUAUGUGAGCACUCGUUGUUUUGCAUUUUCAAAUGUAACUGAAAUGUAGUUGAUAAAUGAUAAUAAUGCUUUAGCUGCUUUUGUGGAGGGAGAAAAUGUGGGUAUGUUGUAAUUAAAUCCAUGGCUCUGGUAAACUGUGAAACUG